AUGUCCAAAACGCCUUUUGGUGAAAGGCCCACUGCUUUUGAAUACAUCGUGCAAGGUCUGUUUGGUCAGCGAUUAGUAAUGGUCAGCAAGUUUUGUGGGACGUGUGGAGCAUUCACAGCUAAGAAGCGUUGUCCGAAGUGCAAGUUAUGCUAUUGCUGUGUUGACUGCCAAAAGUUGGACUGGCCAAUUCACAAGUUGUGUUGUGAAUCUAUCAAGACGUGGAACACGAUCCCUGAUGCAAAAGACACUAUUUCCUUGGACGAUAUCCAAGGCUAA
This is a messenger RNA of Cooperia oncophora, 276 nucleotides long. The record is from the annotation of a GenBank genome assembly. Lineage: Eukaryota; Metazoa; Nematoda; Chromadorea; Rhabditida; Trichostrongylidae.